Molecule: messenger RNA, 9062 nt
Organism: Macrosteles quadrilineatus (aster leafhopper)
Lineage: Eukaryota; Metazoa; Arthropoda; Insecta; Hemiptera; Cicadellidae
Product: uridine-cytidine kinase-like 1
Exons: 13
Coding region: 23-1732 (569 amino acids)
Cellular component (GO): cytoplasm
Molecular function (GO): kinase activity; ATP binding
Source: RefSeq, a predicted model, not a curated record
ACCGAAACCAACAAACAUAAACAUGGCCGCAAGCUUGCUUCAAUUUGAUCCUCCAAGCUCUGGAAGCUCUGACUGUGAUGCAUGUGAACGAGACGUGGAAGACCAGGUGUUUGUCCAGGGAUGUCUGGAAGAUGAGGAGGAGCGCAGUGGUGACUUCUAUAUUGCGUCUACCUCUCCCCCUCCCCCACCACAGUCCCCACGCCCACCCUCCGCUGGUCCUUUUCCAGGUUGUGCAAGCCCAAUACCUAAAGGGUCGUGCAAGUCUCCUCGGUCCCGUAGACAACGCACCACAUCCAUGUCUCAGAGCAAGAAGACGUCAUCGGAGUCGGUCAUCAGGGGCCUGACUCGGACCAUCUACACGGCCGGGCGACCCCCUUGGUACAACAGCGCUGGACAACAAGUGGAACCAUUUGUUAUAGGUAUCUGUGGCGGAAGUGCGUCUGGGAAGACUACAGUAGCCACUGAGAUCAUAGAGAGCCUCAACGUACCCUGGGUCACUCUCCUCAGCAUGGACUCAUUCUACAAGGUGCUGAACGAAGAGCAGCAUAAGUUGGCAGCCAAGAACGAAUACAACUUUGACCACCCAGAUUCAUUUGACUUUGAACUACUGAUACCCACACUGCAGAGGCUAAAGAAAGGCAAGAAAGUGGAUGUUCCCAUCUACAACUUUGUUACCCACCGUAGAGAGUCCAGGACGAAAACCAUGUAUGGUGCCAAUGUCAUAAUCUUUGAAGGAAUUUUGGCAUUCUACAACAGUGAAGUAUUGAAGUUGCUGGACAUGAAGAUAUUUGUAGACACAGACGCAGACAUCAGACUAGCGAGGAGACUCAAGCGAGAUAUCUGUGAGCGAGGCAGAGAUCUGGACGGAGUUCUCAAACAGUACUCCAAUAUGGUCAAGCCUGCCUUCUACCACUACAUCGCUCCAUCCAUGGUACAUGCAGACAUCAUUGUACCUCGAGGUGGAGACAAUGCAGUGGCUAUUGAACUCAUCGUACAUCACGUCCACACUCAGUUGACUCUGAGAGGCUUCAAGCUGAGAGAAGAGUUAGCCCAAUGCAACACCGGCCAACCUCUGCCCAGCUCCAUGUACUUACUGCCUGACACUCCUCAGAUCAAGGGACUACACACGUUUAUCCGCAACAAGGAGACUCCGCGUGACGAGUUCAUCUUCUACAGCAAACGGCUGAUCAGGCUUGUCAUAGAGUAUGCACUCUCACUGCUCCCGUUCAAGGAGAUGAUGGUGGAGACGCCCCAGGGAGUAUUGUACCAAGGGAAGCGCUGUGCCAGUGACAGGAUCUGUGGAGUCAGUAUCCUGAGGGCUGGAGAAACCAUGGAGCAGGCUGUCAGGGACGUCUGCAAGGAUAUCAGAAUAGGAAAGAUACUGAUACAGACGAACCAACAGACUGGAGAGCCUGAGCUUUACUAUCUGCGCCUCCCUAAGGACAUCAAGGACUACUUUGUGAUCCUGAUGGAUGCGACGGUGGCGACAGGCGCGGCAGCCAUGAUGGCAAUCCGUGUCCUUCUUGACCACGAGGUGCCUGAAGAGAACAUUCUCAUUGUCUCCUUGCUAAUGGCUGAGUCAGGUGUACACACGAUUGCUUAUGCUUUCCCACAAGUGAAAAUCGUAACAUCAGCUGUGGACCCGGACAUUAACGAGAAGUUCUAUGUUAUCCCAGGCAUCGGAAACUUCGGAGAUCGCUAUUUUGGUACUGAGCCUUCCGGGCAGGUUUGAGACCUAGUCGUAAGAUAGAUAAUUGAAUAACAUUACAUUAGUGACAAGAGAAAUCAGUUACCCCAAUGUGACUGUACUCUGGUAAUCUUGUUGAACAGUUGUUGACAAAGCAAUGCCUUUUGACAAAACGUAAAUAGUCUUAUUCAGGCUAAAUUUCUUCUCUAGAAAAAGAAUUUACGUCACAGAUUUUCUCUAUUUUAUCUAUAUCACUGGAAAAGUGAUGUGUAUUUGUGUAGGAAAAUGUUGUCUAACGUAAAAGUAUGUUUUUUUUUUGUUUCAAACUUUAUUUUACAGAAAAAAAAUAUUCCACAAAACAGUUGGAAACAGGGUGUUUUUCCAAAACAUAAUUUUCCAAAACAAGAAAGAUUGUUAUGAGGAAUCCAAAGAUGUUUUUUAACUAUUUUUUUUACCAUUAUACACAUUAUACAAGUUUUAUUUUGAAAGUGUGAUAUGUUUUAUCAAGGUACAAAGUCACAAACUAUUUUUCUUCAAGCUUUUUCCAGUUCAUAUUGAGUUGAUUUUUUUAAAAUAUAAGGUCAUCACUUUUACGUCUGCAUUUAUUGAGUUUUUGAUUAUUGCCAAAAUUUGUUACCACAGAAAAUAUUCCAGGGCUAAUUUAUCGAGAGUAACUUUUUAUACUGCAAGAAGUUAAUCUUUUUAAUCUGUAAUAUUUGAGUGUACAAACAUUUCAAUCCUUUUAGAUUACUUGAGAUUUAUUUAUUAGUUUGGCUCAUUCCCUUUUUGAGAUUAAUUGAUCAAUUUUUUAUACAUUGCUUCAGUUUAAAUACUUAUCCCUUGAUCUACGUGGCUUUUAGGUAGUAAAAACUAAAAAACAAUACCUAAACAAACCUUAAUUACUGGCCAAAAUAUCUAUGUCCUUGUAGGUUGAUUUUACCCUUUUUAAACUUACUUUUACCCUUUUUGACUGACAUAAUACAUAUUUAAUUUUUUCAUAGUUACUAUGCUUUAUAUUCAACUAAUUGUUUAACCAUCUAUUUGUCAGAAAUGUUAUACUUGUAGGAAUUUUACACUAGAUGUGCAAUUUUUAGUUCUUAACAUCAAGCCAAAGUUAGCUUGGUAUGGUUUUAUUUAUUUUAUAAGUUUUUCCUUUUCCUUAUAUUAUUCAUCAGUAUUCCAAAGCUAAGAGCUUAUUCGGUUUUAAGCAUAUUUAUUUCCUACUUGUUUUUAGUUUAGGAUUACUAUAUUACAAUAUUUAAGGAAGAAACUUAUGCUACUUAAAUAACUUUAGAAAUGAAAAUAACUAAGUUUGAUUUUUUAUGAUAUAACUUUUUAUACGAUGACCAAGUUUGUUAUGUUAUUCUACUCCUAAAAAAAUUCGAGGGAUGAAGUAAAUGAAAUACAUUUACAAAAAAAAAAUUUAAUUAUAAUCAAAUGGUUGUAAUAAAUACAUAUUUAGACAUAAUAUGGGUACUUUGUUGGAAAGGCCAGUACAAAUUGACACUUCUUUGUUAUUUUAAUUAUUUUAAGUCAUUUGAAAAAUAUUAUUGUUACUCAUUUGUGAUCAUUGAGCAGAUGUUACUAUCUAGAUCUACAUUCUCUUAAAAUAUCUCUUUGUAUCGGUGCUUUUAGUUUCAACACUUAUAAACUUGUGAUAUUUUCUGUUUUAUCACUUAAGUCAUUAGUUUUAAGCCAGAGACAUAAUAUUUAAAGUAAAAUAUGUUGUUUUCAUAGAUCAUUCAUUAGAAGUGUUAUAUGGAUUUACAGUUGACUCUCAAUAUUGGACCUGAAUAAUAUAUACCUAAAGCCUAUUUUUAUCUCCUACUGUCACAUUUUAGGACACUAGGCUAGCCUGGAACCACUUUUACAUUGCUUCAGGCUAGGCCUAGAGGGUCAUGACAUCAACAUUUUGAUCAAGUCCUUUCGUGAUUGGCAGAAUUUAAACCCAGGACCUCUGGGACAGAAGUCUCACACUCUACCAUUAAACCAGCUCGCUCCCCAAUAACAAUCUUAAGCCUAUGCCUAUUGCAGCUAUAUCCUAACUGUAAUUCCUAAUUUAAAUGCUAGAAAAGUGAGGUACUUGAUUGAAUUUACUAUGGAUUCGCUGUAGAUUUUACCCCAUGAAAAGAUGCAAUUCUUCUGUCACAACACAAGCCUACUUCCUGUAUUCAAUGGGUAUCAUCCAAUGACUCCAUCAUCAAUCAUGUAGUCAGGUUGAGGUUACUGAGUUUGUCGGACCAUCAAGUGUCGGAUUAUUGAGAGUCAACUGUCAUACAUCAACAAGCAUACAUAUUAGUAAUGAAUUUGUGUCAAUUAAUGUUAUUUGAUUUAUGACAUUUGAAUGCAAUUCAAGUUUUUUUAGUUGUCUACUAAUACUUUCAAACAGUGGUUUGCGGGUCUCCGAUAUUUUCAAGUUGGGUCAGGAAAAUGUAGAGCUCAUCCUUAUAUAUAAUACGUGAAGGCGAUUUCUACAAAACACUACUCCUCCGUUAAUAAUGGACGGAUUUUUACAAACGACGUGUCAAAAUAAAGUAUUUUUUAUGUAGACGCCCCCUUUCACCAAUUCCUGUAAUAAAAAUCCUCGGGCUUUGCCCCACAGGCCAUCAAAGUUGGAGUUUCUCCCAUAAGAUUAACAUGGGGGAAUCUAAAUAUUUAAUUGGAAACUUUGUCCCCACUAAUUUGAGAGAACGGCUGGGCGUAGAAACUUGGUAGAGGUGCCCAAAGAAAGGUCUUGGUCUCUAGAUGAGUUAUCAAAAGAAAAACGAAGCAAAAUCCCUUAGGACUCUGCCCCAGAAGCCUUUAAAGAUCCCUCCACAGAGUUGUUUACAUUUUGGCCAUGAAUAAUACUUUUUAAUGAAACAGCUGUUCAUUUUUAAAUUGUAUUUCAAACAACACACAUAUUGGGAGUUACUGAAUUCUACCAAAUCAGUAUUUGCAAUGUUAUUUUCUGAUUUUAAAAUAGAUUUUCUUCUUUAUCAUGUCAUGUUUUGAAAUAUAACGUUCCGUUACGAAAUCAGUGGAAAAUCCUUUUAUCACAGCAAUUCUCAAAUUAUUCCUUAUUGAACUAUCUUAUAUCUAUUGUACGGGUUGGUGUCUGCCUUUUUCACCACCUACUUUUAUCAUAUUAUUCUACACAUAUCAAAUAUCUAUGUAGAAAUAUCUGCUCUUAUCGUGUCUAAUAAAAUCCAAACAUAGAAACCUUGCCAAAAAUGGUAUAAAUCUUGACAAAUUAUUUGCACCUGCCUAUAUUACGAACUUCGGCCUACUGGGUUGGUAACAUUAUUGAAAAUAACACGGCAUUUUGGUUGUAAAAUAUGGUACAAAGAGAAAAUACUAUUUAAGCAGCUACUGUAAUGACAGAAAGGUCAUAUUCCUUUUAAACUAGAUCAAAUAAUCCUUUAUAAGUAACGUUGAUUAACAAUAUGUAAACUUCAUUAUUUACGUAACAGUCAAUUUACAGUAUUUUUGCUUUAUGGAAAUGUCCCAUUGCUAUGUAAUUUGCAUUAUUUGUUGCCAAUGAAGCCGGAAGACCAUAUUAACUAGGAGGCCUCUAACAGUUCAAUAAUAAAAGCCAACUUCAAUUCAAGUGUUCCACUAUACCUAACACUUAACAUUCCGUAGAGAGAUUAUAUUGACAACUUUAUGUUAUUGAUAAGGCUGAGGCAACUAACUGACAUCCCUCAUGUCAAGGAAUUCCAGCUUUAACAGUAACCCCACAAUCAAUUUCUCAAAACUAUGCUAGAGGGUUCAUUCAUUGGCACAGAAGUACGAUAUAAACUGACGCGAAGGAAAAAUCAAACUUACACUGUAACGGAUAUAUACCUCUCUUUGAAGUUAAAAUAUGUCUUCCCAAAAAAUAUUUUCUUUUGAAAUAAAAUCAUAUUACACUGAUAAAAUCACGGAAGUGUUUAACUACAAAAGAUCCGCCAAUACGAUUUUAAUACUAUUUAAAGGUUCUUCUAAAGGAAGAGAUGCCAUAUAACAUACUAAUAAUAACUCUGAUGACGUACGGUAUGUGUAAUAUUCUAUUCAUUGAAUGAUCAACCAAAUUUGGCAACUAACGCAAUUAAUAUCAUUAUUGUUUUUACACUUAUUACUCUUUAAACAAUGCUAAAUGCUCAAAAUAUGUAUAUUUCACCCAAUUUAUUGCAGUUAGAUGAAUUAACGUAACCCUUGAAAGUAACCGUCGAUUUUGACGGGUUUCGCCUAGUAACAUUAAAUAAAGGAACCCCAAAUAAGUCUAUUCUACGUGACAGUCAAUAGUUGGCCCCAGAGAUAAGUUUUGGUCGAAAAAAUGUUUGGGUAGCCUAGAUUUAUGCCAGGCAAGUUAUAUUAGAGGUAUGCAAGCGGCUUGACUUUUGAGCUAAGCUUUUGGUGAUCACAGAAAGCGUCUGCAAUGAUAUGCAAUUGAAAAUUGACGAUUUUGCUGCAAUUGUGGUAAUGCUUAUGAUUUUGUUGCAAUAGCGAAAGACUAUGAUGAUGACACUGCAACCACAGAAGUUGUUUACAAGAGAUGUUCACAAUAAUUGCACCUUGACUGAAAAAGAUGUUGAAAAUUUUGCUGUGAUUACAGGAGAUGUUCCUAAUACCAUCACAUUAGCGGGAGAUAAUUUUGUAUACUAAUUGUUUUUUUCUAAAGCAACCCAUUUUUAACCUGGCCCAAAGUAAACAAAUCUGGCCCGCAGGCCCCUACUUUCACAAGUAUUGACAUAUUUUAUGCCUGUUUGCCAUCAUAAUAUGUAUUAUCUCAUUUGAUGUACUUUUUAGUAUUAAAAUAAUUUGUUUGGCCUAUAUACUAAAACAUUGACAGGUAUUUUAGAAAGUGCUUGCUCAUGUAACCAAUAACAGUGUCAAUUCAUUGCUUAAAAUUAAGUUAGAAAAGUCAAAUAGUACUUGAGCUAGUCUCAUACUGUAGUUUUAGCAGAUGAAAUCAAGUACAAUUAUGUCUAAUCUGAAUUGUAACAUAGCUACUGUUAGCUAUCUUUUCCAUAAUAUAAUCUAUAUGUUUAAAUAAAACUUGCAUAAUUUUCAAUUGAUAAAAAAAUUCAUAAUUCUUGAGCAAAAUCUAGUAAAAGUUAAACUACAUACAAACGUUUUCCUAGCUGCAUCCAAAGAUAUAUUUACCUUCUCAUUAUUUAACUAGGGAUGGGCCGAUUCCUAUUCUCGAUCCUCGAUACUUCUCUUGAUUGUACUCGAUACCGAUUCCGAAAAAGGGGUUAGUUAUAGUGAUGGUCAGAUCCGGAUAUCGGACUACUGAAUCAAUGAGAUCUGAACUAGAACCUACGCCCAAUCAGAUCCACAAUAAAUUGGAUCUUAGGCUGGAUUCGGUUUUGAUGGAUCCGAUUUGGUUUCAUCAAACAAAAGAACUUUAUAUGGAGGAUCCCGAUUAUAAGGCAUAUACUGUGACAUUGCCAAGCCAUAUAAGUUAUUGACAUAAAAUAAACAUAUAUUGUGACAUUGUGACAACAUAUAUAUGACAAUGUUUGAAUUAAUAUGACUAUCCGUAUCCAUAUACGUUACGUGAUGUUGACAUAUAGGCCUACUGUGACAUUGCCUAGCCAUAUAAUCUAUUGACAUCAACAUAUAUUUUGCAAGAAGCACACAUCUAUGUGUUAUUAAGUGAAUUUAUAAUAGGUAUCGGUAUAGAGUGUGGAAUCGAGAAUCGAAACCAAAGUUCUGUAAUCGUUAUCGUAAUCCUAUCCUGGAAUCGGCCCAUUACUAUAUUUAACUAUACUUUUGGCAAAAACAUUGUUAAUAUAGAGAUCUCAAAAGGAAAAUCAAUCCUAAUCUCUGUGAUCCUUAAUAUUCUUUUAAGCGCUCUUGUUCCUUAAAGUUUGAAAUAUAAAAAGUAUUUUUGUUCUUGCCUUUGUCAAUUUUUAUGAUGUUGUUAAAGCAAUGCAAAGAUGUCAUCAAAAUUGCCCUGAUCAAAAACCAACCUUACACAUUAAAAGACAAGCUACUUAUAGAAAUUACACAGAAAGAUAUUUGUUAUCUGUUUUUGACAUUUACAGUAAUUUCAACAUUUAAGUCUUAUAAUAUAAGCCUUUUGUUUGAAACAAAAUUGUUCCCAUAUAAGUUAAGGGCUUGGAUCAUCCAAUUCCAAGAAAUGUGAAAAAUGUCAAUGGGAUUGAAAACACGUAACGUAAAUAUAUUGUAUGGUCUUCUUUUCAGUGAAUUUGAAUCCAUAGGCGAAACAACAAAAAUUUUUCUAAUAAUGGUACAUUUUUUAACAUAAACAUUCCUUUAACAUACUAAUUCAAAAACUUCUUUAAUUCCCUAGAAUUAGCCCAUACAGGGUCCUCAAAAAGAAUGGGAACAACAUUUAAUUUUUAAAAAUUUUCGUACAUAAUGUAACAAAUCUUUGCCCAUUAGUACCAUUUCUAAGUACCCCUGCCACAGCAAACCUGCAGACUAAGCGAAUUUCCAUUUGCCUGAUUUGAUUUUCACUGAAAUCUAUUGUAAUAACCUAGGGUUCUAAUGAAAACCUAGGUUUGCUGCUACUGGGAGGGUAAUAGUGUCUUUGAUUUUCACUUAAAUCUAUUUUAAUAACAUAAGUUCUAAUGAGAACCUAGGUUUGCUGGUACUGGGAGGGUAAUAGUGUUUGUUUUUUAUUAAAAUAUUAAUAGCUUAGUAUAAAAUAAAUUAAUUUUCCAAGUUUAAUAAAAAUAUAUCCAUAAACAAGCAAACUAUAAGAAUUUACUUAUUUUCCAGAAGAAUAGCAUAGAAAUUUUAAAUUUACAAUUUUAAAAUUUUUCCAUAACUAAUAAUUUUGUGCAAAAACACUUCAAUAUAUUAAAUUUUUCUUUUUUAAGUUCUACAAAAUGGUUUGGAAAUAAAUUGCUAGAUUUUGCGUUUUUAGGGUCGCAAUGAGUAAAACCAAUUUUUACUACAUAAAAACCCCCUUCCCUUAGUCCGAUCAUGCUUGUUCGCAAACUAACUUGUUAGAAUAAACGUACACUUACACAUUUGUACCAAAUUUCAUCAAAAUCGGAUAAUUUAUGCUCGAGUUAUCGUGCCAAUGGACACACACACACAUAUAUAAUUAAAGUCCACGCAUAGCCAUCCAAUCUUUUACGGUUUUAAUUGGUGAAUUGAAAAUUGCAAAGCAUUCAUUUUGAACCCUGGGUAAAACAUUUUUAAAAGGUUUGCUUUCUUUAACAUCCUCUAAUGAUUGCAUUCUGUUACUGAAAACGUCAGUUGCAUAUUCCACAGUUGUUUAUAUAUGUACACAAUUCAACUGUUGCUGUUGCUAGCAGCAGCAAUGUUGCAAGUUGCUGUUGCAUUGUUUGUUACUCCAUUUGUGAUGAGAGUGCCUAACAGCCUACUGAUGGCACUCUAGGAUUACUUGAAUAAACAUGUUUGUACUUGUAUA